GGUCUUCAUUAUUUAUUUUUGAUCAAAUUAGCCGCGCCUUACCAAAAUAAACACAUCACUGUAAUUUAAGUAAUGAUUAAUUUCUUCAUGAUCGAAUCAUGUCCCAAUGUGUAACUGUUGACCGAGGAUAAAACUGUGAUCACCACGUCGAAUGGACUCCAUUAAGUCAGCAGUUAACAGAGAUUUCAGCCAGGCAUGCCAGGGGACUUGGUAUUGCAGCGCGGCGUUACAUUGAGGCGCAUGCAAUGAACUCAUUUCGACUCGCAUGCCAAACAUGGCAUCAGGAACGUCACCAGACAGAUUUCCACUUGUGCCCUAUCCUUGUUUGUACAUCGAUGCUUCAUGGAAGGAUGUCCUGUCUUCGCUGCUUUACCUCGCAGAACCUGACAACCAAAGAGACAAGAUCGAAUCCGACUUGAGACACAUCUGGAGGUCCGGCAGUCCCACCAAUCAAAGCCAUCCCACCAGCCACUUUAUUUUGCCAUGUUUGUCCGUCCGAUCAGCCUUCGACCUGUUCCUCCGCGUGAAAAAGUACCCACCGGGCUCGGAGAUCCUGAUGACGGCCAUCAACAUCCCUCAGAUGCUUCACAUCGCCCAGCACCAUGGACUCCGCGUCAAGCCGCUCGACAUCAGCAUCGACACUCUAGCCCCUAAAAUCGAGCUUCUGGAUUCGCUGAUCUCCGAGAACACCGUUGCAAUCGUCAUCGCUCACGUUUACGGCCGCUGGUCCAACAUCGAUGACAUCAUCGACACCUGCCGCAGUCGUAAUCUCUCCAUCUUAGAAGACUGCGCCGAAGUCUUCUGCGGCUUCCAGAAACUCGGGCACCCGAAAGCGGAUAUCUCCUUCUUCAGUUUCGGCGCGAUCAAACCCAGCACUGCCUUUGGGGGCGCUGUUGCCAGAGUGAAGGAUCCCGAAUUAUUCAGCCAGAUGCAGGAACUGUACUACAAAUAUCCGAUUCAGAGCAGAGCUGCGUACAUCAAGAAAAUCCUCCAAAGCGUCGUUGGGAUGGUCGCGUUGAACACUCCAGUACUCAUGAGACUUAUGCUGCCAAUUUUUCAUGCCCUCGGGUUUGAUCACAAGGAAGCAGUGGUAUCCAUUCUAAGAGGAUUUUCCGCCAACUUUAUUGAUACCAUCCGCCAGCAACCAUCCACAGCAUUGCUUAAAAUGAUGCUAAGAAGAUUUCAGGGUUUCGACGAGACAGAAUUCCAAGAAGGCACAAGAAAGUGUGACUACGUCAGCGAGCGUCUUCCUCAAAACUUGGAGUACGUCGGAAUGGAUGUUGAGACAAGAAACUACUGGCUCUUCCCAAUUAUCGUGAAUGAGCCAGAGAAAGUUCUGAAAGAGUUGAACUGCCGAGGGGUGGACGCUUACCGCGGGGCAACCCAGCUGACCUGCUUAGAUCCCACUCUUGCCGACCCCAACGCGACCGAUCCUCUCCAGUUUGACCAAGCUAUGGCGCUCUACCCAGACGAGGCCCGCUACCUCAUCGAUCAUGUGAUCUACCUGCCGGUUCACAAGCGCGUGCCGUACAGCUACCUUGACAAGAUCUGUCUCGCCGUGGAAGUUGUCAUGCGAGAGACGACAUCACGUCCUUUCCCUAAGAAAAUCUGUAUCAAUGGUAAGACAGUGGUUUUGGAAAACGGACGAGUGAAAGUUGAGAGCAAAUUGUGAAACAAAAUUUAUUGUAGAAUCUACCAGAAUCUAACACACAUGUUGGGGGGGGUGUGGCCUAGUGGUUAGGGUUUGUGACUCGUGAUCAGAGGGUCAGGGGUUCAAAUCCAACUGCUGCCUAAGCUUUGUGUUCCUAGGCAAGCUGUUUUACCCCAACUUGCCUCACUCUACCUAGGAGUACAAAUGGGUAUCAGCAUCAAUUAAGGAGAAAUCUGCAGUGGACUGGCAUUUCACUUAGAUCAGGCAUGCAACUGGGAAAUCACAAAAAAAAGAGGAAAUUCAAAUUUUUCCCAGACUUUGUACAGUGUUUUUCUAUUUUCAGUGGCACACAUGUGAAGUAAAAAAAAGAGGAAAUCAGCUGAUCCGAGGAAAAGUUGCAUGCCUGUUAGAUGAAUGAACUGAUAAUUCGUAACUCUAUGCUUUGCAAAAUGAGCAAAAGAUGGUUUCAAAAAGAUAUUUUAUUUUGUGAAUGAAAAAUUGCCCAAAUGUAAUUUUUGGCUCAAAAUAAUUCCAGGAGGAAAUGGAGGUAUUCAUAAAUUGUGUGUGGCUACAUUUUGAUAAUUGAUAUUGUAAAUUUAAUUAGUGAGACGUGCCAAAACUAUUGUACAUCUGAAAUACCUAACAAAUCUGUGCGAUGCAAUUUUCUUACUAAAGUAUUUUCGAAAUUUAAUUAUCUGAAAUGUUUCCGUACAAACUGAAAGUAAUCAGUAAUCAACUCUCUGAAUACUAUUGAACAAAAAGUGCUAUGAACAAAAAAUGAGGAUCGGAUCUUCCCAAAGUGAAAAAUUAUUUGUUACUUCCGAAGACUUAAAGGUACUAAGUACUACUGUAAUUAACGAAGUACUACAUGCAAUUAAACAAUGUGCAAUUUAAUUAAACAGGUAUUUUCUGAAAUAUUUUAUCUGAAAUCUUCCUGCACGAAUAAGAAAUUAGUAAUUUUACUUUCGAAUAUAUAUUUGUAAUUGUACUUAAAUGCUUAAUAAAUUAACAUGUCGUGAGAAUACGUAUAUGCUCAAUGUUUUAAUCAUGCAAUAUUUUAAUGCAAUAAGGUGCUUACAAAAUUUGUAUUCAUUUCGUCAACGUUAAUAAUUUGAUAAAAGAUUUUAGGCUUUGCAUGGUGGAGUAUCGAUAUCGUUUCAGUUUGCGGUUACACCAUGUGGUAAUAAGUUGUGUACAAAGUACUAGCAAAUUAACCAUUUGUUAUUUAAGCACUGAUUAGAAAUCCUAGUGCCAACUUUGAAUGUGUUGAAUAUUAAAGGGAAUGUACAUCA
Messenger RNA from Patiria miniata (bat star), 2943 nucleotides. RefSeq lists its product as uncharacterized. The transcript has 5 exons. The coding region runs from base 266 to 1672 and encodes 468 amino acids. Lineage: Eukaryota; Metazoa; Echinodermata; Asteroidea; Valvatida; Asterinidae. Gene Ontology annotation, molecular function: transaminase activity; pyridoxal phosphate binding. The record is from RefSeq and is a predicted model, not a curated record. Gene Ontology annotation, biological process: polysaccharide biosynthetic process.